UACACGGAGACGACGAAAACCCAAGAGAGUAUAAUUUGAAUCCCUCGAGAUUUAACCCAUAAUCCUCACACCACAUCUUUUCAUGGUGACCCCAAUACCAAUCGCACUCGCAGUAGCCUUUUCCCAUAAGCUGUGGGAUCGGAGUCAGCGAAAAUAAGGACGGAGCAAUUCGAGCCGACGCCUGGGUCGUGGCAAGAUCAAGACGCUGAUCAAGUCAGAAAACCAAGGCUGGCCAAUACCAACGUGGAUCAAGAGGAUACGAUAUAUGGGUUAGCUUACCUAUACGUGAGUGACAGGCUAAGGUAAUCUAUUUCAUCACUGUUAACCUAAUUGGGCAUAAUUUGUUUGCUUCCUGUAUCCAUCCCGACUUGCAAAUCUACCUAACUAGUCAUGCCUUCAGAUAGCAGCGACGAUACUGUAGUGGAAAUGGAACCUAAAUUAUUAAAAGAUUUAAUAAGGAAAAGAGGGAUAGAGAAGGGAAAAUUGACUUUGUUUAGAAAAUAUAUUACUAACUUAGACCCAAAGUCUCUAUUGGCAGAGCAAGUCAUUGAUUUGGAAUUGAGAACAAAUAAUUUUGACUCAGUAUUUUCGAAUUUCCAAAAUAUACAAGAUAAAAUAGAAACUAUUGCUACAGAUUUAGACAAAGAAUUAUCAGAAAGAGAAAGUUUUGAGAAUUCUUAUUACCAGAUAAUAGCUAAGGCUAAGAGUUACCUAAUAGACUUUAAACAACCAUCUGCAUGCAACCAUAACCCACCACUGGACAAAGGCUUAAACAAUUCUGAAUCUGAACAAAAUAUAAAGUUCCCGGAUAUUAAACUACCAUCAUUUGAUGGCAAUAUUGUUCAGUGGAUUGAGUUUCGCGACACAUUUGAUGCUAUUGUUAAUCAAAGCAACUUAAAAACAAUUUUAAAAUUUAAAUACUUACGCAGCUGCUUGACUAAAGGUGCUCUGGAAGUUGUAAGUUCAUUGGAGUAUUCAGAAGAUUAUGCUAUAGCCUGGCAACUUUUAUGCGAAAGAUACAACAAUCCUAGAGUCUUGGUUUACAAUCACUUAAGAGGACUAUUCAAUAUAGACAACGUAGCAACAACUUGCCAGGCAUUAAGAACUUUAAGUGAUAAUAUCUCAAAGCAUCUGCGCACGCUGCAAUCACUUAAUAUUCCUGUUGAGGGAUGGGACAUUUUGAUAAUAUUUUUUCUCUCCAAUAAAUUGGAUAUAAAAUUACAAAGAAAAUGGGAAGAAAAAAUAAAUGGUCGUGAACUUCCAACAUUACAGGACUUCAAAACCUUUUUGCGGGUUCAGGCAGAUCUCCAGGAGACGCUAGGCCAGGCUGGGACCGGUUCAUCUGAGCCAUCUUCUGCUACAUCACCGAAGGCUUUGGUAACCACUUCCUCUCCGGGAAACAACUCGAAGGUAACAACGAACAAUACCUAUCGUAAUCAAUGCCCAAACUGUAAAGAGAAACAUUAUAUCAACCAGUGUCCCAAAUUUAUAUCUCUAAAUCCACAGUCACGCAUUCGUGUUGUUAAAAAAUUAGGUUUGUGUUUAAACUGUUUACAUUCCAAUCAUAUUUUACCUAAUUGCAGAGCCACACACUGCCGAACCUGUAAGGCAAAACACCAUACCUUACUUCACAUUAACCAACAAGACUCUAAACAGUCAGGAACAACACAAUUAUCAACUUUAAGUCCGGAACCUAGCAAUGCUCCUAUAGAAACCAAAUCGGUUAACUUACUUACCAACCAACAAGUAGUUAACACAACUCUGGGUUCUGCAGAUAAUAAGUUACCUAUACAAAAUAAAAAUAUCAUUUUAUCUACAGCUCAGAUAAAUGUCAUGGAUAAUACAAACCAAUUACAUAGAAUGCGAGCAUUGUUAGAUUCUGGCUCUCAGUCAAAUUAUAUCACUCAAAAUGCAUUUAAAAAAUUAAAAUUACCUACUCAACGAUUAGACAUGGAAGUUAUUGGCUUUAAUGAAAAUGUAACCAAAAUUAAUGAAAUGUGUAACCUAUCAAUACAUUCUUUGGAUAAUAUCUUCUCAACCAACUUCUCUUGUUUUAUUGUGCCAAAUAUUUGUAAUUUGCCUUCAUAUUUACCUAAUGAAUAUAGCCUUAACAUUCCGAAGCGAUUCAAACUAGCAGAUGUUUCUUAUUAUGAAGGAGGACAGAUAGAUAUAAUUAUUGGAGCGGAAUUAUUCUAUCAACUGCUUUGCAUUGGCCAACACCGCUUAGGUGAAGGUCUACCAAUACUUCAGAGAACCAAAUUAGGAUGGGUGGUUUCAGGAUGUACUUUAGUAAUGAAUAAACCAACACAGGUGAGAUGUAACUUUAUUAUGAAUUCUUUAAUGCAUGAUAAUGACAGUGAUGAGACGAAGAAGUUUCCAAAUGAUGAUAUUGCACAAUGUGAAGCGGUCUUUGCUACUCAUACAAGAACAGCUGAUGGAAAUUUCGUCGUCUCCUUACCUCUUAACGAACCUGUCUCCUCCCUUGGUUCAUCUAGACCUAUAGUAUACAAAAGAUUUAAAACCUUAGAGUCAAAAUUUGGAAAACAACCAGAGUUUAAACAAAAAUAUGUAGAAUUUAUGAGAGAAUUUCAAAACGCAGGGCAUAUGAUUAAAAAAAUUGAUUCUGAACCCUGUAAUUAUUUACCCCAUCAUGCAGUCCUGAAUCCACAAAAAUCCACAACACCUAUGCGAGUCGUUAUUGAUGCAUCAUUUCCAACCCAUACUGGAAAAUCUCUAAAUGACCUACAAUGCAAGGGUACAAUAAACCAAGACAGUUUGGAAAACAUUUUACUUAGAUUUAGAAAACAUAAAUACAUUAUCUGUGCAGACAUUGAAAAAAUGUAUAGAAAAAUAUAUGUAAAUUCAGAACAACAAAACCUACAAUGUAUUCUAUGGCGUGAAAACACGUCUGACCCGCUUCUUACAUAUAAAUUAACAACACUUAGUUUUGGAUUAAGGUGUGCACCUUACAUAGCUACACGUUGCCUGCUACAGCUGGCUACAGAGAAUAAAGAUAAGUUUCCCUUCGCGUCUGCAGCUAUUUGCUCAGACUUCUAUAUGGAUGAUUUUUUGCAUGGAAAUGAUGAUGAACUUUUAGUUUCUAAAACAGCUGUUCAAGUUUAUAAUAUUCUGCGAAGCGCUAAUUUUUAUUUGAGAAAGUGGAAGUCUAAUUCAAGGAAUAUUUUAACUAACUUAGAGAAUUCAACAAGCACACAAACAAGUAACACAUUAACUUCCUUAGGUACAAACACAGACACACAAAAGGUACUAGGGCUUGCAUGGUCAAGUGCUAAUGACACAAUAUUGUAUACAUUACAUAAAGAGCCAGUACCAAAUAUUUUAACCAAACGAAAGGUAUUGUCCAUAGCUUCUGCUAUAUUUGAUCCAUUGGGUCUAAUCGCACCUGUUUUAAUUAUUGCAAAGGGAUUCAUUCAACGUUUGUGGAAAAUUAAAUCAAACUGGGAUGAAAAAUUACCUAAUGACCUAUGUCAAGAGUGGACAGAGUUCUACAACAAACUAUAUUCAUUGAAAUCCUUAGAAAUACCUCGUCAUGUUCUUACCAAUAAUUAUAUAAUUGCAGAGUUUCAUGGAUUUUGUGACAGUUCAUUAACUGCUUAUGGAGCAGCAAUCUAUGUGCGGUCCAUGGGUAGUGGUGGUGAAAUCCAUGUUCAGCUUCUCUGUGCGAAAAGUAGGGUUGCUCGGAAUGAAACAAUCCCAAAAUUAGAACUACGAGCUUGUGUUUUAUUAUCAAAAUUGUAUGACAAGGUGCAAAAGGCCCUUAAAGGUAGCAUUACAAAAAAAUAUUUUUGGUCUGACUCAAAUGUAGCAUUAGCUUGGAUUAAGUCAAAGUCAAGUAAGUUAACUAUUUUUGUAAAAAACCGGAUAACUGAAAUUAAAAAAUGUACAGAACCACAAGAUUGGUACUGGGUCUGUUCAAAUGAUAAUCCGGCAGAUCUACUGUCAAGGGGAUUGCAGGCGGACAAGCUGCCCGCUUGCGCCCUCUGGUGGCAUGGACCUCCGUGGUUAUCUAAACCUAAUGUUGAAUGGCCUUGCCACAAAAAUUUGUCACAAUAUUCACCCUCUUUUGACAAUGAAGUAAUAAAUGAAACUUUUUGUAAUAUUUCUACCAAAGAUAAAACAAAUGAAUUUGUAACAUGUCUAUUUGAACGUUGGUCAAACCUUAAUAAAUUAAAACGCUGUUUUGCUUUUAUUUUAAGGUUUAUUCAUAACUGCAAAAACCCAAGUAACAAUGACAACCCAAGUAGAAAUUCAAACCCAAAUUACAAACUGCUUGGUCCAUUAUCAGUUCAAGAGUUAAAUAAUUCUUUAAAUAAAUUAAUAAGUUUAGCCCAAAUCUACUCAUUUCAAGAUGAAUAUGACUUACUAAAAAAUAAUAAAGAGUUACCAAAGUCAUCUUCAUUAUUGUGCCUUAAUCCGGUAAUGAACGAUGGACUCAUACGAGUAGGGGGUCGUUUGGAGCAGUCUAACUACCAAUAUGAAAAAAGACACCCUAUUGUUUUACCAAAAAAUCACUUGCUUACUGAAUUAUUAGCUACUGAACUUCAUGAACAACUUUUACAUGCGGGACCACAGCUAUUGUUAGCUUCGCUUCGCGAACGCUACUGGCCUAUACAUGGUAAAAAAUUAGCUAAUAAAAUUGUACACAAAUGCAUGACUUGCUUUAGAGCCAAACCAAAGGUAGACUCGCCCAUUAUGGGCAACUUACCCGCAUCUAGAAUUAACCCCUCACCCCCCUUCCUGUUUACGAGCAUUGAUUACGCGGGCCCAUUCAAUGUAAGAGACCGGAGAGGACGUGGGUUCAAAGCAAGUAAAUGCUACAUUGCCUUGUUCGUAUGUGCAUCGACGAAGGCGAUUCACAUCGAAUUGGUUUCCAGCCUGGAAACAGCUAACUUCUUAUCAACUUUGAGACGUUUCAUUUCUCGACGCGGGAAACCGAAAGAAAUAUUGAGUGAUAACGGCACAACGUUUCAUGGCGCAAAUAAUGAAAUCUCCGAACUCUAUAACUUCCUGAAAAAUAACUCUGAUGCAUUUAUAACUUCUUGUGCAAACGACAAUAUUAUUUGGAAGUUUCUACCUGCUUACAGCCCUCAUAUGGGUGGGUUGCAUGAAUCUGCCGUAAAAUCAUGUAAAUACCAUCUCAAGAGAGUCUUAGGAAACUCUCUAUUAACGUAUGAAGAAUUCUCAACUGUCCUCACCCAAAUUGAAUCAAUACUCAAUUCACGUCCAUUAUGUCCAAUUCCGAACUCUGAUAGUGAUGAAAUAUUCUACUUAACACCUGGCCACUUUUUGUUGGGUAGAGCGCCCGUGUCGAUGCCGGACUAUGACUAUACUGAUGUACCUAUGACUCGGCUUACGCAAUAUCAACAGUUGCAGCAGUUACAACAGGAUUUCUGGAGAAGAUGGUCAAGAGAUUAUAUUGGACUGCUGCAGACGCGUUACAAGUGGAGAAGUUCGAAGGGCCAGGGUCUUCGCGAGGGCACAACGGUCCUGGUGAAGGACAAUCAUCUGCCACCGUGUCGGUGGAAACUGGGCCGCAUCGUAAAUACCUGCCAGGGGAGAGACGGCGUCGCGAGGGUCGCAGAAAUACGCACUGCUCAAGGAGUCAUCAAACGUGCCUUCAAUACGAUUUGCCCUCUUCCAGGAGAUUAGGAGAUUACAUUUUAAAUUUAAUUUACCAUUUCUAAAAUUUCAAAUUACUUGAUAUAUGUGACUAGAUAAGAUAUCUGAUACAAUAAUUACAUACAAACAUUCAGAAUUUAAAUCUUUCAUAAACAUUCAACAUAAACAUUCACUUACACAGUAAGUACCUAUCGGAUAUCUCAAUCUAGAAAUUAGUUAGGUGGCAGCAUGUCUAACGACAGCUGUCAAUCUGUCAAUGUCAUAAAAAAUACCGCCUUUUUAUUUGUAAAAAAGUACGAAACUACUUUGAAUUAAAUAUUACACGGAGACGACGAAAACCCAAGAGAGUAUA
Plodia interpunctella (Indianmeal moth) is the source of this 5992-nucleotide messenger RNA. RefSeq lists its product as uncharacterized. Gene Ontology annotation, molecular function: nucleic acid binding; aspartic-type endopeptidase activity. The transcript has a single exon. The record is from RefSeq and is a predicted model, not a curated record. Gene Ontology annotation, biological process: proteolysis; DNA integration. The coding region runs from base 391 to 5670 and encodes 1759 amino acids. NCBI's taxonomy places the organism in Eukaryota, Metazoa, Arthropoda, Insecta, Lepidoptera, Pyralidae.